CAAGUGCUGCAUUUCAAUCCCUGGAACGCGCUAGGAGGGCUCCCUGAUCACACCAUGGAACCCGGUGCCCGGCUGUCCCCGGAGCCCCUCACUCACCUCGGCCGGCUGGAAGGCGCGGAGGGGCAGCUGCAGCGCGAAGCCGAAGGCGGGCAGGCGACUCCCCCGUGGUGCUGGUUCAGAUCCAAUCCAGAGCAAAUAGACCCUAUCCGAGAUGGAGUGCGAAGAUACCUUCAGCUCCCAUGUGACCGGACUGUGCUGAUACUCCAUGCAAAGGUUGCACAGAAAUCAUACGGCAAUGAAAAAAGGUUUUUCUGUCCACCACCUUGUGUUUAUCUCAUUGGGCCAGGCUGGAAACUAAAGCAGGAAGAAAUGAAAGCUAAAGAUCUGACAGCAUCCAAUUCCAAAGUAUGUGGGUACAUGGGACUGGACAGUGUGGGAAACAGCCAUAUGGAAACCCAGAAAUUAAACUUUGAGGAACAGACAGACUCCAAGGAAUUCAGCUGUGCGAAAGCUCUGUACAUUUCGGAUUCUGACAAGAGGAAACACUUCCGGCUGGUCCUGAAGUUGUUCUUUAGCAAUGGCCAGGAAAUUGGCACUUUCCACAGCAAGUUGAUCAAAGUGAUCUCUAAGCCCUCGCAGAAGAAGCAGUCCUUGAAAAACACAGAGUUGUGUAUUUCAUCUGGAUCCAAGGUCUCCCUCUUCAACCGCCUGCGCUCCCAAACAGUCAGCACCCGCUAUCUUUCCGUGGAGGGUGGUGCCUUCACUGCAAGUGCCAGGCAGUGGGCAGCAUUUACACUUCAUCUGGCAAAUGAAUGUUGUCCCCAGUCCCAGAGUGAAUUCCCCCUCCGAGAAGGCUACAUUCGCUAUGGAUCCGUAGUCCGUCUCAUUUGCACAGCCACCGGUAUUGCGCUGCCCCCUUUGAUCAUUCGCAAAGUUGCUAAGCAAUCUGUGAUGAUGGAUGUGGAUGAGCCAAUCUCCCAGCUGCACAAAUGUGCUUUCCAGCUCUAUGGCAGUGAUGGGAUGUACCUGUGCCUCUCCACAGAGAAAGUGAUCCAAUUCCAGGCAUCUCCAUGCCCCAGAGAACCAAACCGGGAGCUGCUGAAUGACAGCUCCUGCUGGACCAUCAUUGGAACAGAAACGGUGGAAUACACAUUCACUGAAGGCCUGAGCCGCAUUCAGGACCCCGUGAGCCCAGCCCCUCUCAUAACUGCCCUAGAGCUGACAGGUGGAGGGGACGUGGCAAUGCUGGAAGUGCAGGGUGAAUACUUCCAGGCAAACCUGAAGGUUUGGUUUGGAGAUGUGGAAGCUGAAACUAUGUACAGGAGUCCGAAGUCCCUUGUAUGUGUCGUGCCUGAUGUUUCUGCCUUUAGCUGUGACUGGAGGUGGUUGAGAUACCCUGUCACUGUGCCUCUCUUGCUGCUAAGGAACGACGGCCUGAUUUAUUCCAGUACUUUCAGCUUCACGUACACACCAGAGCAGAACUUCUUCACUGGGCAACCCAUCUUGCAGGAGAUUGCGCAGGAUUCUUCGGACACCUUACUCGACACCAUUCAUCAGGAGUUUACCAGGACCAACUUUCACCUCUUCAUGCAAAGUUAGAGACAGAACUGUGUGCCUGCCCCAUGAUUCUAUGAGAGCUCUAGGAAAGAUGCAGAAUGUGGUGGUGCGCACAGAAUUCAGCUUCCUGAGAAUUAUUUGUUUUUUCUCAACCUCAACGAUUUUUUGAAGAUUUGCUUAAACGAGUAUGGACAUGCUAGCUGAAAUCU
Messenger RNA from Eublepharis macularius, 1766 nucleotides. It is a transcript of the gene RBPJL, whose product is annotated as recombination signal binding protein for immunoglobulin kappa J region like. The transcript has 12 exons. Gene Ontology annotation, biological process: regulation of transcription by RNA polymerase II. NCBI's taxonomy places the organism in Eukaryota, Metazoa, Chordata, Lepidosauria, Squamata, Eublepharidae. The record is from RefSeq and is a predicted model, not a curated record. Bases 55 to 1599 code for a protein of 514 amino acids. Gene Ontology annotation, cellular component: nucleus. Gene Ontology annotation, molecular function: DNA-binding transcription activator activity, RNA polymerase II-specific; RNA polymerase II cis-regulatory region sequence-specific DNA binding.